GAAUCACAGAAUUUAACCGAUGUCUCAGAAUUCCUGCUCUUAGGGCUCUCUGCUGACCUGGAAUUACAACCCUUCAUUUUUGGGCUAUUUUUGUCUAUGUACCUGGUCACCAUUCUGGGGAACCUACUUAUCAUGAUGACCAUCAGCUCUGACUCCCACCUCCACACCCCCAUGUACUUCUUCCUCUUCAACCUGUCCUUGGCUGACAUCGGUUUCACAUCUACCACCAUCCCAAAGAUGCUUAUGGAUAUUCACUCUCAUCAAGGAAUCAUCUCCUACACAGGCUGCCUGAUUCAGUUGUCCUUUUAUAGUAUUUUUGCAUGUUUGGACAGUCUGGUUCUGACUGUGAUGGCCUAUGAUAGGUUUGUGGCAAUCUGUCACCCCCUACACUAUCAGGUUAUCAUGAACCCCCAGCUGUGUGGUCUGCUGGUUCUACUGUCUUUUAUCAUCAGCCUUUUGGACUCCCAGCUGCACUUCUUAAUGGUAUCACAGCUAAUAUUCUGUUCAGAACUGGAGAUUCCUCAUUUCUUCUGUGACCCUCUUCAACUCCUCAAACUUGCCUGUAGGGACAAUUCCUCCAGUAACAUUUUAAUAUAUUUUAUUGUUGCCAUCUUUGGUGGAAUUCCAGUCUCACUGAUCAUUUACUCCUAUACUAAAAUUGUUUCCUCCAUUCUGAGAGUCCCGUCUUCAGCAGGAAAGUAUAAAAUCUUUACCACCUGUGGCUCUCACCUGUCUGUUGUUUGCUUAUAUUAUGGAACAGGCAUGGGAGUGUACCUGAGCUCAGCUUACUCACAUUCACCCAGAAGGAGUGCAGUUGUCUCAGUGAUGUACACCCUUGUCAUCCCCAUGCUGAACCCCUUCAUCUACAGCCUGAGGAACAAGGACAUCAAGAGAGCCCUGAGGAGGACCCUCAAGGGAACAUCCCUACCUCAAUAA
This is a messenger RNA of Choloepus didactylus (southern two-toed sloth), 936 nucleotides long. Its product is annotated as olfactory receptor 18-like. The record is from RefSeq and is a predicted model, not a curated record. Lineage: Eukaryota; Metazoa; Chordata; Mammalia; Pilosa; Megalonychidae. The transcript has a single exon. Gene Ontology annotation, cellular component: membrane. Bases 97 to 936 code for a protein of 279 amino acids. Gene Ontology annotation, biological process: G protein-coupled receptor signaling pathway. Gene Ontology annotation, molecular function: olfactory receptor activity; G protein-coupled receptor activity.